Drosophila innubila is the source of this 3404-nucleotide messenger RNA. RefSeq names its product serine/threonine-protein kinase PITSLRE (gene Pitslre). Gene Ontology annotation, cellular component: nucleus. Gene Ontology annotation, molecular function: ATP binding; cyclin-dependent protein serine/threonine kinase activity. The transcript has 3 exons. NCBI's taxonomy places the organism in Eukaryota, Metazoa, Arthropoda, Insecta, Diptera, Drosophilidae. Gene Ontology annotation, biological process: protein phosphorylation; regulation of mitotic cell cycle. The record is from RefSeq and is a predicted model, not a curated record. The coding region runs from base 290 to 3319 and encodes 1009 amino acids.
UUUGCAGCCCUGGCCGACUGUGAGAAAAAACGUUUGUGCUAUUGCAAACGUUUGUAAUUAUUUUUGUAAGAAAAACGUAAAAAUCCACCGAAAACCCAAUUGAAGGUCACAUAAAUGCACCAGAAUUGCAAGCCAAGACGUUGGACACAAAGAGUGCAAUAACGUUGCAUAUAGGCUGCUAAAAAUUACUGGUGAAUCAGCAGCCAUAGACAGGGAAGGCAACAAUAGCGUCAGCAGACUUCAACCUCAUAUUAAUAUCAUCUAUCUACACACAAAUUCCAAACGCAAAAUGGUCAAUUCAUCUGGCAGCGAAGAUGGACAGUUGCGCAGUCCCAACGACGGACACUAUAUCAGUGGCGAUGAUGAGGAGCACGAUGCGGAUGCUCUGUAUAUACAACCGCCACAGGCAGCGAGCAGUCAAGGACGAGAUGCGGCAAGUACGCGCCGUGAGAAGAAGAAACAUUCCCGCGAUCGUCGGCACAAGGAGCGCAACAGCUUAGAGAGCGUCGAACGGGAGAGAGAGCGACGGGAGCGGGAACGCGAUCGCUUUGAAUAUCGAACGAGAGAUGAUCUGGAGCAGCGUUAUCAUCAUCAGCAUCAGCAUCGGAGUGAGCGUUCCAAGCAGCAUCAGCAUUUAAGCCAUGCCUAUCAUUAUCAGCAACAGCUGCCACUGCCACCACCGCCAGCACAAAGCUAUGCCCAUCCACAUCCACAUGCACAUCAGCAUCAUCAUCACCAUCAGCAGCAGCAUCAUCAUCAAGAACAACUCAUCGGCUUAUCCCGUAGCGGAUCACGUGCCGAUUAUUAUCACAGCAGUCGGCAUGCUGAUUAUGCGGAUGUGGAGCAGCCGCCACGUCGUGCCAGUAAACAUGGCUACGAGCAGGCCAAGGAAUCUGAGAGUCUGGAACAGGAUCUGCGCUCGCGUCUGCUGAGCAAGCGCCACAAAUACGUCAAGGACUAUGAGACGGAGGAGAACUACGAGCAACAGCAGCCGUCGCUGUCGCAGUCACAUAGUCGCCGCAAGGAAUCACGUGAAUCACGACGUGGCAGUCACAGUCACAAGUUGCGUCAUGGUCAGGUUAUUGAGCUGCUGGACAGUCCCGAGUCGGCGUCGGCGGCGACGGCGACGACACAACAACAUCAGCGUAGUAAGCAACAAAGACGCGCCGAAGCGGAAGCGGCAGCUGCAAUUGCAGCACAGCAACAACAACGUCGCCACAAUUUCAAUGAUCCUGAAUUGCUGGCGAGACGUGAGAAAAUCUUGGCUGCUGAGCGGGAGAAUCGACAUCGCAAGCAAAUUGCACGCGAAGAGCUGGAGGCACGACGGGAGCAACUGCUGCGAGAGCGUAACGAACACAGUGAUGCACUCAGUCCCACGGCGGUGGCGGCCAGUGUGACAGCCGGUCUCAAUAUAGUCAAGCGCAAGCAGAAAGUCAACUUGGAGGAUGCGCAUUACGAGCGUCGCAAGCGCAGCAAGCCGUCAAGUGACGAGGUGAAGCAACAGUCCAGCAAACAGAAUGAUAAUGAAAGCGAGGCAACCGAGGAGGAAAGUGAAUCCGAAGAGGAUGAGGAUGAGGGGGAGAGUGCAGAAACUGGCAGUGAUUCAGCAGAGAGCGAGGAGAGUCAACCACAAAAGAAGGAACGCAGCAAGCGGAAGCACAAGCAACCGGACGAAGAUGAAGAAGAUGUUCCCCUACCCGAUAGUCCAUUAAGUGUAGGAGCACUCUACAAAUCACCCAAGCAACGGCCACGCUCCGUCAGCUCCAAGAGCUCACAGCACAGUCAGAGCAGCGGGAGCAGCAAUAGCAAUAGUCGCCACAGUAGUCACAGUCGCAGUAGUCGCAGUCGCUCGCAUUCCCGCUCUCGUUCCCGUUCCCGGUCACCUGCCAGCAGCGGGGAGGAGCGACAACGUUCGAGGAGCAGCAGCACACGCAGCGAGGAGCGGGGCAUGGCACAGCAGCAGCUGCAGCAACAACAACAACAACAACAGCAGCAGCAACAGCAGGUAGACCUGGAGAAGCUGUCCAAGGCAACUGUUGAGGAAUUGCCGCCCUGUGAUGACAAGGGCAUUCCCUUGCCCAACUAUUAUCCAGGUGUCCAAGGCUGUCGUUCGGUGGAGGAGUUCCAAUGUCUCAAUCGCAUCGAGGAAGGCACCUACGGCGUCGUCUAUCGCGCCAAGGACAAACGCACCAACGAAAUUGUCGCUCUCAAGCGUCUCAAAAUGGAAAAGGAAAAGGAAGGUUUUCCCAUCACAUCGCUACGUGAGAUUAACACCCUGCUGAAGGGACAACAUCCAAAUAUUGUAACUGUGCGUGAAAUUGUCGUUGGCUCCAACAUGGAUAAGAUAUUCAUAGUGAUGGAUUAUGUGGAGCAUGAUUUGAAAUCGCUAAUGGAGACCAUGAAGCAGCGCAAACAGAGUUUCUUUCCGGGUGAGGUCAAGUGUCUCACCCAACAGCUGUUGCUCGCUGUGGCGCAUUUACAUGACAAUUGGAUACUACAUCGUGACCUGAAGACCUCCAAUCUGUUGCUCUCUCACAAGGGCAUACUCAAAGUCGGUGAUUUUGGUUUGGCCCGCGAAUACGGCUCGCCAUUGAAGAAGUACACCUCGUUGGUGGUCACAUUGUGGUAUCGGGCACCGGAACUUUUGCUCUGCUCCCCAGAAUACUCGACACCCAUUGAUGUGUGGUCCGUGGGCUGCAUCUUUGCCGAAUUUCUACAAAUGGGGCCAAUUUUUCCGGGCAAAUCCGAAAUCGAUGAGCUUAAUCGUAUAUUUAAGGAACUCGGCACACCCAACGAAAAAAUCUGGCCAGGAUACCUGGAACUGCCGGCUGUGAAGAAUAUGUUGAGCCAAAACUCACAGUUUACAGAUUAUCCGGUGUCGCAGCUCCGCAAGCAUUUCCAGGACAAAACCUCUGACGCGGGUCUGGCGCUGUUGCAGGGCCUGCUUACGUACGAUCCGAAACAAAGACUGACGGCUGAUGCGGCCCUUAAGCAUGCCUACUUUAAGGAGCUGCCACUACCCAUCGAUCCAUCCAUGUUCCCCACUUGGCCGGCCAAGAGUGAGCUGGGCGCACGCAAGGCGCAAGCUUCAUCUCCAAAGCCACCUUCAGGUGGCUCACAAUUCAAGCAGCUGGGACGUGAUGAGCCCAUGCCAACAGCUACAACAGCAGGUGGUGUUGGUGGUGCUAAGCUCGCGUCGGGCAUUAUUACGGGUAACAAGAAAAGCGGUGCAUCGGCGGCCAGUACAGGAUUUGUGCUUAAUGCUGGGUUAACCCAACGUCAAAUGGCCAUGGGACCGGGCUUCAGUCUGAAGUUCUGAGACAGAAUUGUGUGUGUGUUUACAGAUUUUUCUAGCCAAUUCGCGUAAUUGUUAUGUAUAGUUUAGCAUGUAAGUUACAAAAAAA